Drosophila eugracilis is the source of this 966-nucleotide messenger RNA. RefSeq names its product elongation of very long chain fatty acids protein 4. Gene Ontology annotation, molecular function: fatty acid elongase activity. Gene Ontology annotation, cellular component: endoplasmic reticulum membrane. The coding region runs from base 113 to 913 and encodes 266 amino acids. The record is from RefSeq and is a predicted model, not a curated record. NCBI's taxonomy places the organism in Eukaryota, Metazoa, Arthropoda, Insecta, Diptera, Drosophilidae. Gene Ontology annotation, biological process: sphingolipid biosynthetic process; fatty acid elongation, saturated fatty acid; fatty acid elongation, polyunsaturated fatty acid. The transcript is spliced from 5 exons.
AAUUGACUCUUAAAUGUGCGCCAGCGAUUCGAGUCGGUAGAGCAGCAGUCCACCAGUCGCUCGCGAGCUGAAGGAUCUAGUCCAGAAGUCCCCAAUAACAAAGUGGAGCAAAAUGGAGGCGUCAACAAGUCCGAUUUUGCAAGCGCCGGUGGAUAUUCCCGUGGUGUACACGGAUCCCUGGUACAUGAUCACCGUGCUGGGGCUCUACCUGUACUUCGUUACUAAAGCGGGUCCGCAAUUUAUGGAGCCGCGCAAGCCCUUCGAGCUAAAAAAACUGAUCUUGGCGCAUAAUUUCCUCCAGGUUGUGUCCUGUAUAUACGUUAUCAAUGAGGUGCUGUUCAUCACGGACAACGGCAUAUUCUACUUCUGGGAAUGCCGCGAUAUAGGAAGGACUCCGGAGCACGUGAGGCGUUACUACAGCCUGGCAUACUUCCUCUUUUGGCUAAAGCUGUCUGAGCUUCUAGAGACGGUCAUCUUUGUGUUGCGCAAAAAACAGAACCAAGUGUCCAAACUGCACAUAUUCCACCACUUUUCUACGGUGACGCUUGUAUAUGUGCUAAUCAACUUGAAUACUAAUGGCUCCGCUGCUUACUUCUGCGUGCUCUUAAACUCAAUCGUCCACGUCAUUAUGUACUCCUACUACUUUGUUGCUGCCGUGGCGGAUAAGAGCUUUGUACAGGCCCUGACUCCCGUAAAGAAGUCCAUCACUGUGAUUCAAAUGACGCAGUUUGCUCUCAUCCUGGCGCAGGUUCCCUGCCAGCUUGUACUCUGCGGCAUGCCGCCGUAUGUGCUCCUCUACUUCACCACAGUCAUCAUUGGCAUGUUCUACGGCUUCUACGACUUCUACACCAGUGCCUACAAAGUCAUGCAGCGUCGCAAGAGUCAGACGUCUCUACCUGACGCAAAACAGUGAUCCCAUGUUCACAAAUCACGCAAUAAAGGCGCACCAACAAGUGUGUAUGUGUA